GUCACUCUGCUCACUCAUUGCUCAGACCUCAGCUCCACUUUCUCUCCUCUUCCUUCCUCCCCGCACUGCGUUUCGGUGACGGCUCCGUCCGCUGGCGGCAGGCGGACACCGACCAGACCCCCCCUACCCCCCCGCCCCCACAACUCCAGUGUGCGGAGCGCCGGUCUGCGCGCACGGAAGAGCCUGAAACAGCCCGAAGCGGACAACAAAUGCUCGAGACCCGCGUCCGGUGGCCCCAGACCCGAUGGGGAGGGAGAAGAGCAGCGCAGUGAUGGGACAGUUUUCGGGAGGAUGCUACCUGAGUUUUGCCACCCUCGUGCUCCUCGGCUCGCGCGUACCGGCCACGUUAGCGAGAGGUGCCCGAGGUGAAGCCCUGCAGCAUGGCCAGUCCGGGACACUUCCCCGCUUCCUGGAGGAGCCUGUCGAUGCCUACAUCGUCAAGAGUAACCCCAUCAAGCUCCAGUGUCAAGCUCGGCCCGCUCUCCAAAUCUUCUUCAAGUGUAAUGGGGAAUGGGUCCACCAGAGCCAGCACUUGUCCCAGGAGCACACCGACCUGGGGACAGGGCUGAAGAUCCGCGAAGUGAUGAUCAACGUCUCCCGUCAGCAAGUGGAGGACUUUCAUGGCCCAGAGGAUUACUGGUGCCUGUGUGUCGCCUGGAGUCACCUGGGAACCUCUAAAAGCCGCAAGGCGUCUGUCCGGAUCGCUUACCUGAGGAAGAAUUUCGAGCAGGACCCCCAAGGCACUGAGGUGCCUCUGAAUGGCAUGAUUGUGUUGCACUGUCGUCCCCCAGAGGGAGUGCCUGUGGCUGAGGUGGAAUGGCUGAAAAACGAUGAGCCUCUGAACUCCGACGGCGUCAUCGAUACAAGAGGCGACCACAAUCUCAUCAUCUCUGACGCACGCUUAUCUGAUUCGGGAAACUAUACCUGUGUGGCCAGCAACAUUGUGGCCAAAAGACGCAGCGCCACAGCCACUGUUGUUGUCUUUGUGAACGGUGGGUGGUCGUCAUGGACUGACUGGUCCCCCUGUAACGUCCGCUGUGGUCGCGGUGUGCAGAAACGCUCCCGCACUUGCACAAACCCAGCUCCUCUCAACGGGGGAGCCUUUUGUGAGGGCAUGUCGGUGCAGAAAAGCACCUGCAACGCAGUGUGCCCAGUUGACGGCGGCUGGGGAGAGUGGACCGAAUGGUCACUGUGCAGUUCGAGCUGCGAGAGGCAGCGCAGCAGAGAGUGCACGGCUCCGGAGCCUAAACACGGAGGCCGGCUGUGUGAUGGCGUGGCACUGGCGACGGACAACUGCACCGGGGGCCUCUGCACAGAGGAUCGAAAGUUGCUGCACGAUGUUAAGCCACAGGGUGUGGACAACAGCAGUGAUGUGGCCUUGUAUUCGGGCCUUGCUGCAGGCGUGGUGACUGUGGUGCUGCUGAUCGUCGCUGUCACUCUUUAUCGGAGAAGCCAGAGUGAGUACGGUGUUGACGUCAUCGACUCCUCCGCCCUCACUGGCGGCUUUCAGUCCUUCAGCUUUAAGACGUCUCGCCAAGCGAAUCCCCUGCUCAUUAAUUCAUCCAUGCAACCUGAUCUGACGGUGUCGCGUACCUACACCAGCCCCAUGUGUUUUCAGGACUCCAUUGACAAGGAGCUGAUGGCCGAGCGCUCACUCCUCGACCCGUUACCGGAUCUCAAGAUCAAAGGUGUGGCAGAAAGGGCGGAGUACCACGUCAUGUCGCACCCUCAGACGUUUCCACGCGGCCUAGCUCCGGACUACAGAGGAGUCGCUGUGGGGACGACGCUGGGCAGACGAGGCAAAAACCUCCUCACGCCGCAAGUCUCUCUGACUCCCAGCAGGCCUCUCCACAAAGCUACUGCGGUGUUUGGUCAUGCUGGAGGAAGGCUGGUGGUCCCUAACACAGGUAUCAGUCUGCUGGUGCCUCAUGGGGGAAUCGCUGAAGACACUACCUGGGAAAUGUACAUGAUCAUCAACCAGGAGGACAGCAGCACGUUGUUCGAGGAAGGGCCAGAGAUCUUUCUGAGUCCUGCAGUCACGUAUGGACCACCGGGCCUUGACCUGUCCUGUCCCAUAGCCAUGACCGUAGCCCACUGUGGAGAGGUUGCUGCUGGUAACUGGACCAUUCGGCUAAAGAGACAAAUGCAGGACAACAAAUGGGAGGAAGUGAUGUCUGUGGACGAGGAGAGCACAUCCUGCUACUGUCUGCUGGAGGCCCAGAGAUGUCACGUGUUGCUGGAGCACCCGGGCCGCUACGCCCUGGUGGGGGAGCCGCUGAACCAGGAGGCGACCAAGCGGCUGAGGCUGGCUGUAUUUGGGAGUCCAGAUAUGAGCAACUCUCUGGGCUUCACCCUCAGGGUCUACUGUGUGGAUGACACACCCCAAGCUUUUCAGGAAGUGGUCGUGGGCGAGCGCAACAGGGGUGGGCGACUGCUGGAGGAGCCGAAAAUGAUGCUGUUCAGGGGGAACACUUUCAGCCUCCAGGUGUCCAUCCAGGACGUCCCUCAGCUACUCUGGAGCAUCAAACCUUUCACCACCUGCCAGGAGUUCUCCUUUUCUCAGGUGUGGGCCAGUAACCAGCGUCCCCUGCAGUGUGCCUUCUCUUUGGAGCGAUACAGCCACUCCUCGUCGCAGCUCUCCUGCAAGAUCAACGUGCGGCAGGUCAAAGGCGAGGAGCAGAUACUCCAGGUCUAUACGUCUGUGGUGGAGAAUGAAAAGGGAGUGGUUCCCUUUUUCACUCAGUCAGACUGCACCAUCACCUCUCAGACAGGGUCAAGGGCCUUUAAAAUCCCCCCGUCUAUCCGCCAGCGCAUCAGCGCCACCUUUGACACCGCUAAUGCCAAGGGGAAGGACUGGCAGCUCUUGGCUCAAAAGCUCCACAUAGACAGGAACCUGUGCUACUUUGCAUGUCAGGAGAGCCCGUCAUCGGUGAUUCUGAGUCUUUGGGAGGCCCAGCACCAGGACUCGGGUGACCUGGACUCUCUGGCCAGUGCCCUAGAGGAAAUAGGCAAGGUCCAGUCUCCCGCCACGUCCACGACACUCGCCUGCAGCAGAGAAGAGCAGGACUCGGCAUUCGCCAAACUUGGGUAGGGCGAGGUUUUACAGCAGAUGAAGUCAUGAUGAACCUUAACUGCAUGAACGCUGAUGAAGAGGAGGAGGAGGCGUGAAGAGGACAGCAGGGUUUUUGACUGUUACUAAAGGGGGACCUCUCUGCUAGACUGCUGAACCAAAUGGCACACACGCAGACAGACACACGGGGGGAACAUGGAGCAACUGUGAGGGAUCAUGUUAUCAAGAGGCACCAACAAAAUCUUUUUUGGAAAGUGUGUGGGAGUAUUCCACUCCCAUCUUUGACUGGGAAAUGUCAGCGUCUCGAUUCUUCAGAGGACACGUCCCACCACUUGUGUCGCGGGAUUAUGGGUAUCGGUGUGUGGAGGAUAGAGUAUGUUUUAGACAGACUGUCAGUCAGACUGGUGUCAUGACCUUCCCUGGAUCUGAUGUGUUGGCGCCUGCCGUCAAACACUCUCCUGGGCUGUCAAAAUGUUGAGUGUAAUGUCAUUAUGUUGUCAUUCAUUUUCUAGAUCUCCUAUUGCUUCCUUUUCUUGCCGCGCCCCACGUCUCUACUGUUACCGCGGACGUUAGAUGAUGAAAAAAAAAAAGAGAAAAAAAAGAAUCUGUCAAAACCCGGGAUCCAUAUGAUUGUGUCAGAGAUAAUUAUCGUGACGGUCCACACUGAUUUGAAACGGUCUAAUGAUGUCCAUGUGCUCGUUAAAGAAGCAUAAGGAUGUGGCUCACAUAGAUAACAAGUCAAUUUAACAAACAACAUUCUUAAACCCAUCAGCGUCCUUGACACCUUUCUUCUUUUUUUUUUCUUUACUUUUGACUUUAGAUUUUGGUAUUUUACUGGACCUACCUUCUCUUUUUUAAUCAACUCCUCGGACAUUAUUACCUGGAGCCACUUUGUUCAAGCAGAGGCUUCCUCUCUGCCUGUUAGAGGACAAAAGAGAGGCAGCGAGAGCUGAAGAAAUCUUCAUCAGGAAGAUAUCAACCACCACUACCGCCCCCCGCAUUCAGUCGCUCCACCUGCCCCUAAACUUAAUAAAGUGACUUUGUGUUGAA
Molecule: messenger RNA, 4120 nt
Organism: Solea solea (common sole)
Lineage: Eukaryota; Metazoa; Chordata; Actinopteri; Pleuronectiformes; Soleidae
Product: netrin receptor UNC5D-like
Exons: 18
Coding region: 245-3091 (948 amino acids)
Biological process (GO): netrin-activated signaling pathway
Cellular component (GO): membrane
Molecular function (GO): protein binding; netrin receptor activity
Source: RefSeq, a predicted model, not a curated record